Pestalotiopsis fici W106-1 is the source of this 1926-nucleotide messenger RNA. RefSeq lists its product as uncharacterized. Bases 1 to 1926 code for a protein of 641 amino acids. Gene Ontology annotation, molecular function: cobalt ion binding; cobalt ion transmembrane transporter activity; magnesium ion transmembrane transporter activity. The transcript is spliced from 3 exons. Gene Ontology annotation, cellular component: membrane. The record is from RefSeq and is a predicted model, not a curated record. Gene Ontology annotation, biological process: transmembrane transport; metal ion transport. Lineage: Eukaryota; Fungi; Ascomycota; Sordariomycetes; Amphisphaeriales; Sporocadaceae.
AUGCCCCGAAACUCGGAGGACAGCACGCCUCCACCAGACGCAUCACUGCAUGCGCCGGAGGUGACAGUGUCGGUAUCCUCACCUGGUCUCGAUGGCGUGCCCUCUCCCGGCGCCGCGACCCUGCCCCGGACCUCGCGAGAACGAGAACACCACCAGCGCGUCCGCUAUGCUCCCAACAUCGAUACGCAAGUCAUCCCUCCGCAGGAUGACACGCACCUGUCGCCCAUUACCGUGACCAGCCCGGGCUUUCGAGGCCCGACGCGCUCGGACACGGAGCUCUCGCGGGUGAGCAUCCGUAGGCGCAAUGCCGCGCGCGCGAGCACCUUCAAGACCAUCAAGGAGGUGGACCUCAACGAUCUGACGGAGCCGGGAUGGCAUGCCGGCGCCGAGCCAGGCGUUGACACGACCAAACCCAAUGCUGGCCAGGCUGUCAUGGGUCUCCACGCCGCGUGCCAGAUUACCAUUGUCGACUUUAGCCAGGACGAUCUGGCGAUCCACGAGCUGGACAAUGAAGAGAUGAUUAGCUUCCUGGAGGAACCCCAGCCUGACUGGGUCAAGUGUCGUUGGAUCAAUGUCAAUGGGCUGAGCUGGGAUGUCAUACAAGCCCUUGGCAACUACAAGAGUCUGCAUAGGCUGGCCAUUGAGGAUAUCAUGAACACGAGAAAUCGGACCAAGGUCGACUGGUACCAACAUCAUGCUUUCCUGGUAUUUACCUGCCAGAAGCUGGUUCGAAUGCUGGACGAUGACAGCAGCGAUGAAUCAGACGACGAUGCAUUUGAAGUUUCAAGCGUCAAGAGCCACAGUUCCGACAGCGGCAUUCAGAAAAAGUUCAAACGAUGGUGGUCAUCUAGCCAAAAGGGAAAAUACAAUUCCGCGGACAGUACCCUCGAGAGGGGGAAUUCCAUGCCGCCCAUAAACGGCCCCUUGGAACACCAGGCGACUGGUCUAUCAGACGUUUUCAAUCCUAGUACGCUUUGCACGCUUCAAAGGUAUCGUGCUUCGUCCAACGAGGCUCGUAACGACUUUAUGGAACGACACAGCGCACUAGCAUCCAAGGAUUUGGCUGUUACUGCAGAACAGGUCGCCAUGUUCAUUACAUCCGAUAAUACUGUCAUUGCAUUCUUUGAGCAGUCCGCUGAUGAUGUGGAAAAACCAAUCUUGGCGAGGUUGGGCAGUCCAGAGACUAUUUUGCGACAGUCUUGCGAUGCGUCAAUGGUGGGACAGGCAAUCAUUGAUGCCAUCAUUGACAUGGCCAUCCCCGUAGCUAACUGCUACGCCGAUGUCAUUGCCGAUCUUGAAUUGGACGUCCUGUUACGACCGAGCAUCAAGCAGACCCGUAGUCUCUACAUUAUACAGUCAGAAAUCAACAAGAUGGCUGGCCUCAUCAAUCCAAUUGCAUCGAUAAUAUCAGCCAUGCGCGAUCACAAGACUACACUUUCACAAACAGACGCAACCAAGGAGCUUCAGAAUCCGGUCGAAGGUGUCAUUAUAACGCCCAUGACUCAUACUUAUCUGGGCGAUGUGUACGAUCACUGUGUCUUGAUUGGCGAGAACCUGAAUACGAUUAGAAAGUCGGCCGAUGGAAUGAUUGAUCUCAUCUUCAACACCAUAUCGGCGUACCAGAAUGAAAGCAUGAAACAGCUGACCGUGGCGACCAUUAUCUUCUUGCCACUGACCUUUUUGUCCGGGUUCUUUGGACAGAAUUUUACCGACUUUCCUCAGAUUGAAGGUAGCGUCAACCUAUUUUGGUAUAUCGCCAUCCCCGUUACGGUUGGUCUCAUUCUCAUUCUAAUGAGGGAGGCCAUGGUGGAAUGGUUCAAGUCACUCUUCCAGCGUCGAAAAGUCUGGACGGUUCGCAAAAGACGAAAGGAACAUGAGCAUCACACAAAAGCACGUCGCAAGAUGAUGGGAAAGAGGGGGUUUUAG